UCGGGCGAAAAGCGCGCGCGCACCAAACUCCCGAAGCGAAGGACUCCGCGCCGGGCGACAGAAAAGAAACUAAGUGGCGGGUCGCGCGCGCCUCUGCUCUGUCACACUGCGCAGCCGAGUGUGUGUUUCGCACCGAGGAGAAGAAAGAGGAGCAGAUCAUUCCGUGAGGGGAUCGAUGUUGACCUCAGCACACCUGCACAAGGCUCUGGACCUUUGGCUCGUUGCCGGUGAAGGGGAUUGCGGGUAGCGCUCGUUCCCGGCUAACGUCGGACCCAGUUGGACGGCGGCCUGUUGUUGACGCUGCUGGUGCACCGACGUCGGCAACCGGGCUGUGCACUUCGGCCCCCCGGCCCCGCUGGGAUGGCUUUUCCCCACCCGUGAAUGAUGCUUCUGGGGCCCGGAGAAAGCGCGUGUUUCGCCAUCAUGAAGCGCAAGCUCCGCCCAGUAGUGUUUUCCGUUGGUCCACACCCCUAACCACGCCCAUCGAACCCCGCCCGCUCUACCGCCUCUGUCGCCCGCGCCGAGUGCCGUGGCUCUUCGAGGGAGAGGAUGCUAUGCACGAGGAAGAAGAAGGCAGUGAAGGACAAGGACUUUUUGGCCAUCGCCGUGCCGUCCAUGAGGGGACACGGCUACAUGGACUACACGGUGGACAGCCACCCGGCGCACUCGAUGCAGAUCAUGGAUGAGCUGCGUCACCACGGCCUGCUCUGCGACCUCGUUCUCCACGUCUCCUACAAGGACACCUGCGUGGAUUUCAAGGUGCACAAGGUGGUCUUGGCCGCCUGCAGCCCCUACUUCAAAGCCAUGUUCACCAGCGACUUCCAGGAGUCGCAGGCGUCGGAGGUGACGCUGCUGGACGUGUGUCCCCAGGUGUUGUCCCGCCUCAUCGACUUCGCGUACACGGCACGCGUCACCAUCGGCAAGAGCUGCGUGCUGCACCUGCUUCUGGCUGCCAUGCGCUUCCAGAUGGAGGACGUGGCGCGGGCCUGCUGCGACUUCCUCGCCAAGAACCUGGAGCCGUCCAACGUGAUCGGCAUCGCCCGCUUCGCCGAGGAGAUCGGCUGCACCGAGCUGCACGUCUGCUGCCGCCGGUACAUCAACACGCACUUCAGCGAGGUGACCAAGGAGGAGGAGUUCUUCAGCCUGUCGCACUGCCAGCUGCUGGAGCUCAUCAGCCAGGACAGCCUGAAGGUGCUGUGCGAGUCUGAGGUGUACAAGGCGUGCAUCGAGUGGGUGCGCUGGGACGUGGAGGCUCGCGCCCAGUACUUCCACGCGCUGCUCGACGCCGUGCGAAUCUACGCCCUGCCCCCCCGCUUCCUCAAGCUCCAGCUGCAGUCGUGCCCCGUGCUCAGCAAGGCCGACUCCUGCCGCGACUUCCUGUGGCGCAUCUUCCAGGAGAUGGCGCUGCAGAAGCCGCGCCCCCCGCCGGCGCUCCGCGGCACGCAGCUCAUCUACGUGAUCGGCGGCUACCGGCAACGGUCGCUCGUCUCCGUGGAGGCCUUGGACCCGCGCCAAAAGGCCUGGCUGCAGCUGGCCGACAUGCCGGCCCCGGGCAGCGGGCUGGGCGCCUGCACGCUCUUCGGCCUGCUCUACGCCGUGGGCGGCCGCAACCUGUCGCUGCGGGACAGCUCCGAGUCCGGCUCGCUGAGCUGCUACAACCCCAUGAGCAACCAGUGGACCGAGCUGGCGCCCAUGCAUGUGCCGCGGAACCGCGUCGGCGUGGCGGUCGUCGACGGGAGCAUCUACGCCGUGGGCGGGUCGCACGGCUCCGUGCACCACAACACGGUGGAGAAGUACGACCCCGAAACGGACAGGUGGAUGUCGGUGUGCCCCAUGUCGGCGGCGCGGCUGGGGGCGGGCGUGGCGUCCUGCGGCGACAUGCUGUACGUGGUGGGCGGCUUCGACGGGGAGAACCGCUGGAGGACGGCGGAGCGCUACCACCCCGACACCAACGCCUGGCAGCACAUCGCACCCGUGAGCUCCGCCCGCAGCGGCUUGGGACUGGUGUGUCUGGACGGAUACCUGUACGCUGUGGGCGGGUACGACGGCGCCAGCCAGCUGCACACCGUGGAGCGCUACAGCGUGAUGCAGGACAUGUGGGAACCCGUGGCCCCCAUGAGGCACUGCCGCAGCGCUCAUGGCGUCGCCGUCCACCAGGGGCGCAUCUACGUGCUGGGUGGGUUCAACCAGGAAGGUUUCCUGUCCAGCGUGGAGUGCUACUGUCCGGUCCGGAACGAGUGGAUGUACGUGACGGACAUGCCCCUCGGCCGAAGCGGGAUGGGCGUCGCCGUUACCAUGGAGCCCUGCCCCGGCCACAUACCCGAGGAGGAGGAUGAGGAGUGAUGGCGAGGGAAGAGCUCUUCUCCUAGGCUGAGGAACAGAACUUGGAUCCCAGGAGGAUGUUGCUCCCUCACCGACUGGACACCGAACGAUGCCUUUUCAGCCACGUUUUGGGACAUUUUUAAUAUCAAUUUAUUUAUAUGUAGCCCAACUUGUCAAGCACCACUUGUAAGAUAUUCUACGAUGACCAUGUUAGUUUGCACAAGGAUGCCUGUCUCAGGGACCCAAAUGAAGGCGCGUUGCGACUGGGAGACAUGUGUCCGCUGUCCCGGCGUCCCGGUCCAUUCGGGGACGGGACCAUGUGCGAAGAAGGCCCCUCGUGGGACGAGCGACGGACACCCUGGACAUCUCACGAGGACCUGAGAGAGAACCAUCCUAGCCUUGACCUUAA
Molecule: messenger RNA, 2731 nt
Organism: Scleropages formosus (Asian bonytongue)
Lineage: Eukaryota; Metazoa; Chordata; Actinopteri; Osteoglossiformes; Osteoglossidae
Gene: keap1a
Product: kelch-like ECH-associated protein 1a
Exons: 7
Coding region: 550-2343 (597 amino acids)
Molecular function (GO): protein binding
Source: RefSeq, a predicted model, not a curated record